AUGCGCCCGCCGGCCGGGGUCGCGCUGGGGCUGCUGCUGCUGCUGCUGCUGCUGCCGUCGCCGCCGCCGUCGGGCGCCGCCGAGCCCAGGCCGUCGCGCUGCCAGAGCUGCCGGGCGCUGGUGGGCAAGUUCAGCCAGGGCAUGGCCGACACGGCCAAGAAGAACUUCGGCGGCGGCAACACGGCGUGGGAGGAGAAGCGCCUGGCCAAGUACGAGUUCAGCGAGGUCCGCCUGCUGGAGAUCGUCGAGGGCCUGUGCGGCGGCGGCGACUUCGAGUGCAACGCGCUGCUGGAGGAGAACGAGGAGCACCUGGAGGCCUGGUGGCGGCGGCUGCAGAAGCAGCACCCCGACCUGUUCGAGUGGUUCUGCGUGCGGACGCUGCGAGUCUGCUGCUCCCCGGGAACCUACGGGCCGCAGUGCCUGGAGUGUCCCGGCGGCUCCCAGCGGCCCUGCAGCGGGAAUGGGCGCUGCGGCGGAGACGGCAGCCGGCAAGGGGACGGCGUCUGCCAGUGCCACGCGGGCUACAAGGGGGAGCUGUGCCUGGACUGCAGCGACGGCUACUUCAGCUCCCUGCGCAACCAGACCCACAGCGUGUGCACAGGCUGUGACCAGUCGUGUAAGACCUGCACAGGCCCCACCAACCAGGACUGCAGCCAGUGCGAAGUGGGCUGGGAGCGCAAGGGCGAAGCCUGCCUGGACGUGGACGAGUGUGUGGUUAAGUCCCCGGCCUGCAGCGAGCGUCAGUUCUGCCUGAACACGAACGGCUCCUUCUCCUGCGAAGACUGCGACUCCACCUGUGUGGGCUGCACAGGGAAGGGCCCUGAGCACUGUAAAGAGUGUAUCUCCGGCUAUGUGAAGGAUGAAGGUGGCAAGUGUGCAGAUGUGGACGAGUGCGCCCUGGCCGAGAAGGUGUGCCAGCGGCGGGAUGAGAACUGCUACAACACGCCCGGGAGCUUCGUGUGCGUGUGCCCAGAUGGCUAUGAGGAGACGGAUGACGCCUGCGUGCCGACCCCCACGCCGGCCACGGGGACCGAGACCCCAGGAGAAGGUGGAUCGGCUCCCCGGGAAGACCUGUGACUGUAGCCCGGAGUUUGCCGGGAGUUUCUGUUCCGGACAGCGGCCUCGCCUAUUUUGAUACUGUUCUUUAUAAUAAAGCAAGCAUAGGGGUCAGGCCGGA
This is a messenger RNA of Suncus etruscus (white-toothed pygmy shrew), 1177 nucleotides long. RefSeq names its product cysteine rich with EGF like domains 2 (gene CRELD2). The coding region runs from base 1 to 1077 and encodes 358 amino acids. Lineage: Eukaryota; Metazoa; Chordata; Mammalia; Eulipotyphla; Soricidae. The record is from RefSeq and is a predicted model, not a curated record. The transcript is spliced from 10 exons. Gene Ontology annotation, molecular function: calcium ion binding.